Molecule: messenger RNA, 5091 nt
Organism: Fusarium venenatum
Lineage: Eukaryota; Fungi; Ascomycota; Sordariomycetes; Hypocreales; Nectriaceae
Biological process (GO): DNA-templated transcription
Cellular component (GO): RNA polymerase I complex
Molecular function (GO): DNA binding
Source: RefSeq, a predicted model, not a curated record
AUGAAUAUCGCGCAGCCGAUCUCGUCCGGGGUCGAGAGCGUCGAAUUCACCUUCCUGUCGCCAAAGGAAAUCCGAGCAAUCUCUGUGAAGAGAAUUGAAAACGACAGCACCUUCGACAAUCUCCUCAAUCCUGUACCUGGUGGUCUAUAUGAUCCUGCUCUUGGAUCCUGGGGCGAUGCGCCGUGUACAACAUGUAAUCUGAACCAGGCCACCUGUCCCGGCCAUCCCGGCCAUAUCCAGCUUCCCGUCCCAGUGUAUCACCCCAUCUUCAUGGACCAGGCUUAUCGACUCUUGAAGGCGACUUGUGUCUACUGCAAGGGAUUCCGACUUCCUCAAAAGGAGCUUCACAAAUAUAUGUGCAAGCUUAAGCUUCUCCAACAUGGCUUGAUCCAAGAAGCACAUAUGGUCGGCGUUAUUGGCGAAAACGACCUGGCUAUCGAACUCGGAAACUUCUCUGAAUUCGAGAGCGAAGCCGAAGAAGAAGGCGCCAGCAGUUCGAUCGACAACGUGACUCGCGCAAGAGACAAGUAUGUUGAUAAGUGUCUUCGCGGUGUCAAGAUUAAGCGCGGCGAUGCGAAGAGAGGAAAGCACGAAGGCUCAAGCGAAAUGCGCCGUGAGGUCAUUAAAGAAUUCCUUGCAGAGAUCACCAAGCGAAGACUUUGCGCCAACUGUAACGGCAUCUCACCCUCAUACCGCAAGGAUCGAUUCGUCAAGGUCUUUGAGAGAUCUCUAUCCGACAAGGAAAAGGCCAAGAUGGCCCAAAAGAACUUGAGGCAAUCUGAUGCCAUGUCCAGAGUUCAGCAGCAGGCCACAACAAAACAAAAACUUGACGGAUACUCCUCUGACGAGGGUGUGGCAGAUGUCGUUUCCCCCACUCUUGAGAAGUCGCAACUUGUCGGAGAUGAUGCCGAGCAAGACACAGAGAUGAUGGAUGUCGAUGAAACCCCGGCAUUUUCUGCUUCACAGCGAUAUAUCAGUGCCAUGGAGGUUCACGCCCGUCUGAGCGAGCUAUUCACUAAGGAGCAAGACUUGAUCUCACUCGUGUACAACGCAAAACCCGCAACGAGAAGCUCAAAGAAGGUCACUCCCGACAUGUUCUUUUUGACGACCAUCUUAGUUCCUCCCAACCGCUACCGUCCCGAAGCCCGAACAGGCGAGUCCGAGAUUUCUGAAGCCCAACAAAACUCUCUUUACAAAAACAUCCUUCGAGGCUGCGGAACAAUCGCCCGACUGCACAAGCAACUGAAGGAGGAGAAUGCCGAUGUCAAUCAGCUGCAUCAGGCGUGGACGGAACUACAGGAGUCGAUCAACUCACUCAUCGAUAAGGACAAGAACCCCGUUCAAGGUGCUGCUGCGAAGCGCAAUGAGGAUGGUAUCAAGCAGAAGCUCGAAAAGAAGGAAGGUCUCUUCCGAAAGAACAUGAUGGGUAAGCGUGUCAACUACGCCGCCCGAAGUGUUAUUUCUCCCGAUCCCAACAUCGAAACCAACGAAAUCGGUGUGCCGCCCGUUUUUGCGAAGAAGUUGACAUACCCUGAGCCUGUCACAAGCCACAACUUCCGAGACAUGCAACAAGCAGUUAUUAAUGGUGUUGACAAAUGGCCCGGUGCUUUCGCGAUCGAAAACGAGAAUGGCCAAAUUGUCAACCUUCGUAACAAGUCGGUUGAUGACCGUGUGUCUCUGGCUAAUCAGCUCCUUGCUCCCACAAGCAGCAACGCUGCUCGCACCAAGAACAAGAAGGUCUACCGACAUCUUACCAACGGUGAUGUCGUCUUGAUGAACCGACAGCCGACACUCCACAAGCCGUCUAUCAUGGGUCACAGAGUUCGUGUCCUGCCAGGUGAAAAAACGAUUCGCAUGCACUACGCCAACUGUAACACCUACAACGCCGAUUUCGAUGGAGAUGAAAUGAAUAUGCAUUUCCCCCAGAACGAAGUUGCUCGAGCAGAAGCUCUCCAAAUUGCUGAUACCGACCACCAAUAUCUUUCUGGCACAGCUGGAAAGCCUCUCCGAGGUCUUAUCCAGGAUCAUAUUUCAGUCUCCGUUGGCCUCUGUAACCGCGAUACCUUUUUCACCAAGGGCGACUACCAGCAGUUGGUCUACAAUGCACUGCGACCCGAAAGCGGUCACAUCGUCGGCGAGAGGAUUGAGCUUGUUGCUCCAGCCAUAAUCCGACCUGUUCCCAGGUGGACCGGAAAACAAGUCAUCACUACCAUCCUGAAGAACAUGCAGCCUCCCAACUGCGGUGGCCUUUGCAUGAAGUCUCAGACGCAGCUCAAGUCCAGUCAGUGGGGUAAAGAUUCUGAGGAAGGCACUGUACUGUUCCAGGAUGGCGAGUUCAUCACCGGAAUUCUGGACAAGUCGCAAAUCGGUCCUAGCUCUGGCGGUAUCAUUCACGCUGUUCAUGAAAUUUAUGGUCCUACCGUUGCGGGCAAGCUUCUUAGCAGCCUGGGAAGAUUACUCACGAGAUACCUUAACAUGAGGGCUUUCUCAUGUGGUAUGGACGAUUUGAGACUCACACGAAAGGGUGAACAAGCCCGACGAGCAGCGCUCAAACCUGCCGACAAUGUAGGAAUUGAGGUUGCAUCUACCUACACUUCACUUACGGAAACUACUCGUCCUAACGACCCUUUGCUUCUGGAGCGUCUUGAAGAAGCAAUGCGCGACGACAAGAAACAGGAAGGCCUUGAUAUGCUGAUGAAGGAACGCCUCAGUAAGGUCACAGACGGUAUCGAAAAAGCUACUAUGCCACACGGUCUGGAAAAGGCUUUCCCCUUCAAUCAGAUGCAAGCAAUGACAACCUCUGGUGCAAAGGGAUCCAGAGUCAAUGCCAAUCUGAUUUCUUGUAACCUGGGUCAGCAGGUUUUGGAAGGUCGCCGUGUUCCAAUUAUGGUCAGCGGCAAGUCGUUGCCCUGUUUCAGCCCAUUUGAGACUCAUGCUCGAGCUGGUGGUUACAUUGUACAGCGUUUCCUUACAGGUAUUCGCCCUCAGGAGUACUACUUCCAUCAUAUGGCUGGUCGAGAAGGUCUGAUUGAUACUGCUGUCAAGACAUCACGUUCCGGUUAUCUGCAGAGAUGUGUCAUCAAGGGUAUGGAAGGCCUGACUGUCGCUUACGAUACCACCGUAAGAGACGCCGAUGGCUCCAUGAUCCAGUUCCUGUACGGCGAGGAUGGUCUUGAUGCUUGCAAACAAAAAUACUUGGAAGAUUUCAGCUUUAUCUUGGAGAAUGUCACUUCGGAGGCUGCCCAGCUCCGAUACGACCCCAGCGUCGGAGAACGCCUAGGAAUGCAUCGCGAGGCCAUUACCAAGUACAUGAAGAAGGCUCUCAAGCACACCAAUAUCAAUGACCCCAAGGCUAAGGACCUGAAGUACAUGAAGAACAUCCAUGACCCCAAGACUCAGGACCCGAUCUCGAAUCACUUUAACCCCGCCACCACCGCAUUCGCUACUUCUGAGAAAUUUUUCUGGGAAAUGACCAAAUAUCUCAAGGAGAACAAGGAUGGCCUUGUCCGUGACAAGUCUGACAAGAACAAACAGGCGCUCUCGCGCGUGAGUCUGAACAAGAAGAACGCGGAGAUGCUUUUUGCAAUGAAAUACCUGCGCUCUCUCGUCGAGCCUGGAGAAGCGGUCGGUAUCGUGGCAGGCCAAUCUGUUGGAGAGCCUUCGACACAGAUGACACUAAACACUUUCCAUUUGGCUGGUCACUCUGCCAAGAACGUCACACUCGGUAUUCCUCGACUACGAGAAAUUCUCAUGACCGCUAGCGACAAGAUUUCCACCCCAGCCAUGUCGAUUUACCCUAUUGAGGAGAUGUCCGUGGAGGAUGCGAAGAUCUUUGCCAAGUCCAUCUCAGUAUUGCCUCUUGGCUACAUUCUCGACAGUAUCCAUGUCGAAGAGAAGGUUGGCCAAGGCAAGCUUUAUGGCUCAGCCAAGAUCUAUUCGAUCGACCUCAAGUUCUUUGACUCAAAGGAGUACACCGAGACUUAUGCCAUCAAAAUUUCAGACGUUGUUAAUGCAGUGGAGAAGAAGCUCCUACACCGAUUGCUGUCCCUUGUGAAGAGGGAUAUCAAGAAGCGACAAACCCAUUCUACAAUGGCCACUCCCGAGAUUGGUGUGAAGGCUGGUGUUGUGGAGACAGCUGCUCCUAACGCCGAGGCUGCCGGCAAUUUCGACGAGGACGACGAUGAAGAAGGCGACGAUGACGCGACAAAUGCCAAGCAGCGAGCCAACAGGAGCGAGGCAGUGUCGUAUGGUCCUAAUGACGAUGAUGAUGAUGCCGUACAAGAGGAGAUGAGCCGCGACGCUGCUGAUGCUGACCUUGAUGAUGAGGGCUUCGGCGGUAGCCAAAGGCAGGCGGGCGACGAAGAGGAUGAGGAGGACAGCGGUGCCGUCAACUGGGGUGCCAAGAUGCGAACCGACCGUGUUCUUGAGCAAUACGAUGAGGUCACGGAUUUCACAUUCAAUGAGAAGAAUGGAAUCGACUGCAGCUUCACACUUGAGUUUGACUCGGCCAUUCCCAAAAUCCUUAUGCUCAACCUUGUCCAAGAUGCUGUCAAGAAGACCGUGAUCCAAGAGAUCUCUGGUGUCAGAUCCUGCGACUUCCAUGAGGAGAAAAAGGACAAUAAGACGAUCAGAGUCAUCCACACAGAAGGUGUCAACUUGCAGGCUAUGCAGCGAUACAGCGAUUUCAUCGACCCCAAUCGUAUCCAGACCAACGACAUCGCAGCUGUCUUGGAGGUUUACGGUGUCGAGGCAGCUCGACAGAACAUUGUGCAGGAGCUGGCUGGCGUCUUCGGCUCUCACGGCAUCAAGGUCGACAACCGCCACUUGAACCUGAUCGGUGACCACAUGACAAGGAACGGUGGUUUCACACCAUUCAACCGAAUGGGUCUCAAGGGCAACGUCAGUCCGUUUACCAAGAUGAGUUUCGAGACGACAUUGGGAUUCCUCAAGGAUGCUGUGUUGGAUGGUGACUGGGAUGAUCUCUCUACACCUAGCGGUCGGUUGGUGAUGGGCAGACUUGGAAAGGUUGGCACUGGUGGUUUCGAUGUUUUGGCGCAGCUUCCUACAUAUCAUGUUGAUUCUCUGGCGUAA